AUGAUCAAAGGGGAAACUAAGCAGGUCGAGUUCACGAUGAAGAGAAGAGGUAAGCAGUACGUCCUGAAGAUUGGAGACGUGAUUGCGUUCAGAAAAGGAUACGGUCCGAAGCUUUGCGCAAUUGGACGGGUCACGUCAGCUGCGGUCUCGGAAGGAGUAGUGCACGUUCACAAGUAUGCGCCGGAGAUCGGCGGACUGCGUGUGAAGUGGUGCCUUCUGUACUUGGACCAGCAGGGGCAAGAAUCUCUGGCCCCGGAAGGAGGACGUCCUUGCAUAGAGGAAGUGAAGAUGAGCCUGCUCAUCACGAAGGUUGAGCUGAGCAGGGAUGGAAUCCUGCAAGCUUCAUCUGCCAGGAAGCUUGACAAAGGAGGGUACCGCCUUGAAGAGCGGCCUCCGGCCCAGAGGGACCCGGAAAGGCGAGGGGAGCAUGAGUACUCUGAGCCCCUGGACGACCUGGUCGGGAUCCUCAAAGGCGGAAAAACAGAAAGUGGCGUGGGAGUGUUCGCCGCUGGGCCUUCGGAUGGCUUCGCGGAAGAACAGAAAGCUGUCCUUGAAUACCUUCGGAAUGAAGGUGUGCCCCAGCACGGAGUUGACUUCUUGGAGGUUUUCGCCGGACACGGUGGGCUCACUAAGGCCGCUAGGCGCCGUGGUCUGUUGGUUGGAGAACCCGUUGACCGGCUGUAUAGAAGCUACGGUCGGGAUUGGGAUCUGCGAAAGAACUCGGACCGGGCGCUCCUUGCUUGGUUGAUCAGCAAGGUGAUGAAACCGAAAGUCCUCCAUGUGGGGGCGCCGUGUGAAAAGCUGAGCCGAUUGGGCGAGCAGACCCCCUCGAGUGAGGAUUUGGCUCUAGCAGAGUUUUCAUGUGACCUGCUUAGCCACCAGGAGAAAGCGAACGGCAUCGGAACCCUUGAGAACCCUGCCGGGAGUGCCGGCUCGGAAGAGGGCGCGGAGCCGCGGUUGCAUGCCAACGCGGCCGCUGCCUCUCCCGAGGCGGGAGCAUCAGAAGCUCCGCCCGCGAAGAAGGCGGGAGCAAUUGAGGUGAGGCCAAUUGCUCCGCCUGCCAGUACGGCCACGGCAACUGCCUCUGGCUCUGCCGCGGUUCCGGAAGAAGAUGAUGAAAUUGCUCCGCCGCCGUUGCCGGCACCGGCGGAACCGCCGACCGGAUAUGUGUCUCUCGACGACGAGGAGUCCGUUGAGAUCGAGGCUGAAGAGCAGGAGCCGAUCAAGGAGUCGGUCCGGGCCAGUGGAACCGGUGAGAGCUGUGGUGAAACCGAAGGCCACUCCGCCAUGGAGGAGACCGGGAGGACGAAGAUGAUGACAUUCGGCCACAUCCUGAGUCGGCCGGCGCGAGCGGCCGAGGACCAGCAGGUGAACAUGUUCGGAGCACCGAGAGGCGGCAUCGAGAGUCCGCGCGGGCCGAAGCUUUGGAAGAGCUUGCUGCAGGACAGCUCGGAUGAUGUCGUGACAGAGGAUGAGGAUGCAUUUCGCCAGUUCAGUCGCAAGCCCAAAAAGAGGGGCGGGCGACGGCAUCCUGGCAAAGGCGACCGCAAGAAGCGCAGCAGAAAGAAAGUGCGGAGGCAGCGAUGGGCCGACCAGCCGCUGACCGGCGGUGUGGCGUCGACGAUAGGCGAGGAUCGGGCUGGGGGCGCCGGAGAAACCCUCCAGGCGGUCCCCAUUCUUGAUGAAGUGACCAGUCCGGGAUUUUCGCUAAGUGCGGAGCGGGAUGACGCUCGCGGGCAGAGUUCAGGUUUGGUCAGGGACGAUUUCUCGAGUCCGUUGGCAACUUCGGAGGGAGCCGUGUUGUAUUUGCAACAGGUGCUCAACGACAUUCGUAAGGAAUCGAAACCCCCGGGAUCGUUGCGAUCUGACCACCUUUCCAGGCUUAACGCGGCUGUGUUCAAUCUUUCCGGGCGAGGCGCUGUGGAUAGCGCUUUGGCGCUCAAGGUCUUCCAGACCGUGGAUAAGAUUCACACUGCAUACAACGCGGAGAAGUAUGACAACUCGGAUUCUGCCUUCUUCAGUAACUAUUUGGCCUUGCUGGGCACCAUGCAGAAUCAGGUCUUCUUCAGCCAGAAGCAGAAUGAGAAGUUUGUGAGCUGGAUUAAGCUAGCCGUCGAUGGGAGCGGCAAGCUGGUUCACUUGCUAGACAAGGCGCUGGAGACUGAGAAUGAGAAGCUGCGACUGCAACUUUCCAGGCUGGAAAGAUCGGAUGAGCCGAGCCGAAGCAGUACUGAGCCCAGGUCCAGGGCCGGAUGA
Molecule: messenger RNA, 2256 nt
Organism: Effrenium voratum
Lineage: Eukaryota; Dinophyceae; Suessiales; Symbiodiniaceae
Source: the annotation of a GenBank genome assembly